AUGGUCAACUCCUGUUGUGGCUCCAUCUGCUCUGACCAGGGCUGUGGCCAGGAGACUUGCUGCUGCCCCACCUGCUGCCGCCCCAGCUGCUGUGUGUCUAGUUGCUGCCGUCCCAGCUGCUGUGGAUCUAGCUGCUGCCGCCCCACCUGCUGCCAGACCACUUGCUGCCGGACCACCUGCUGCCGCCCCAGCUGCUGUGGAUCUAGCUGCUGUGGUUCCAGCUGCUGCCGCCCCAGCUGCUGUGGAUCCAGCUGCUGCCGACCCACCUGCUGCCAGACCACCUGCUGCAGGACUACCUGCUGCCGCCCCAGCUGCUGUGGUUCCAGCUGCUGCCGUCCCUCUUGCUGUGGAUCUAGCUGCUGUGGUUCUGGCUGCUGCCGUCCCUCUUGCUGUGGUUCCAGCUGCUGUGGUUCUGGCUGUUGCCGCCCCACCUGCUGCCAGACCACCUGCUGCAGGACCCAAUGCUACCGCCCCAGCUGCUCACAUCCAGAACCUCCACCCUCUGACAUCACGGUCAACUCCUGCUGUGCCUCCAUCUUCUGUGGUUCCAGCUGCUGCAGCCCCUGCUGCCACAUCUCCAGCUGCUGCAGCCCCUCCUGCUGUGGAUCCAGCUGCUGCUGUCCCUCCUGCUGCAGCUCCUGCUACCCUCACACCUGUGGCUGCCUGCGUCCAGUCUGUGGCCAAGUCUCCUGCCACACCAAUUGCUACCGCCCAACCUCUGUCAUCUCUACCUGUCCCCGCCCCAUGUGCUGCGCCUCCCCUGGCUGCUGA
This is a messenger RNA of Galeopterus variegatus (Sunda flying lemur), 771 nucleotides long. Its product is annotated as keratin-associated protein 4-12-like. The coding region runs from base 1 to 771 and encodes 256 amino acids. NCBI's taxonomy places the organism in Eukaryota, Metazoa, Chordata, Mammalia, Dermoptera, Cynocephalidae. The record is from RefSeq and is a predicted model, not a curated record. Gene Ontology annotation, cellular component: keratin filament. The transcript has 2 exons.